AUGGCGCCGUCUACCCUGACUGAAGUCUUCGGUGAUGGCAACAACGCCUACUUUAGCAAUGGCAGGAUCGACAGACUGGCCUUCCUGCGAAUGCAGCAUGAGUUGAUGCACAAGGCAUCGACCAGCUCAAGCGCAAAGUACUGGACAUUCAAUGAGCUGAAUGCAUUGAGAGAUUGGGAUGGGAAGUUCGCCUACGUCGACUACGAAGACGUAGCGGACUUCAUUGGACAGCCAUAUCAUAAGGACGAGAAGCCUCAGAUCCAGGAGUUCGACCCAGAUCAGCAUCAUCCAUCGCUUGUAUUCCUUGGCCUGGACCUCGAGGGCGGUUGCAGAAGUAAUGCCGUGCAACUAGGCCAUUAUCGUGGACAGCCCUACUUCGCUCUUGACGUAACCUCAAGCCAUUACGAUGCCUUCAGAGCAAAGCAAGCAGAGAAGGGCAGAGACCACACUCCGACCAGAAUCGAUCUCAAGCUUGAUCGCAACGACUCUGCUAUUCUCAGCCAUGCUCGCUCGCUACUUGACUGGAAUACCAGGAACCGUUUCUGCAGUGCUUGGGGCGGUCGGACUCUGUCCAGCAACGCUGGCCACAAGGUCGUCUGUCCACCCAAUGAUGCUGGCAUUCCUCGGAAGCGGUCGUGUCCUACUCGCAUCGGUCUGCACAACCAGGCCUUUCCUCGCACAGAUCCUACAGUCAUCAUUGCCCCAAUCUCAUACGAUGCCAAGCGAGUCUUGCUGGGGCGAGGAAAACGCUGGCCGGAGAAAUACUUCAGCUGUCUUUCCGGAUUCGUCGAACCAGGCGAGUCACUCGAAGUCGCAACAAGGCGAGAGGCAUUUGAAGAAACUGGUGUCAGGAUCGAUCGCGUUCAGCUCCACUCCUCGCAGCCAUGGCCAUACCCUUCGACCUUGCUCAUCGGUGCGAUGGGACAGUGUAUGGACGGCGUGGAGAACAUCACAUACCCCGAGACCGAGCUGGAAGAGGCGAAGUGGUUCGAGCUGGAUGAGAUCGAGCACGCUCUCAACAAUGGCGCCAAUCCCAUGUGGGAGCCACCGAUCAAGGGUUAUGUUGGACCACGAGUCCCACCCGGACAGCUCAUGGCGCAUCAGGUGCUGCGCGGUGUGCUGAAGCUGUUUCAUAGGCGGUGA
Fulvia fulva is the source of this 1143-nucleotide messenger RNA. RefSeq names its product NAD-capped RNA hydrolase. Gene Ontology annotation, molecular function: NADH pyrophosphatase activity. The transcript has a single exon. Gene Ontology annotation, cellular component: cytosol. Gene Ontology annotation, biological process: NAD+ catabolic process; NADP+ catabolic process. The coding region runs from base 1 to 1143 and encodes 380 amino acids. The record is from RefSeq and is a predicted model, not a curated record. NCBI's taxonomy places the organism in Eukaryota, Fungi, Ascomycota, Dothideomycetes, Mycosphaerellales, Mycosphaerellaceae.